Messenger RNA from Rasamsonia emersonii CBS 393.64, 2565 nucleotides. RefSeq lists its product as uncharacterized. Gene Ontology annotation, molecular function: zinc ion binding; DNA binding. The record is from RefSeq and is a predicted model, not a curated record. Bases 1 to 2565 code for a protein of 854 amino acids. Lineage: Eukaryota; Fungi; Ascomycota; Eurotiomycetes; Eurotiales; Trichocomaceae. Gene Ontology annotation, biological process: DNA-templated transcription. The transcript is spliced from 2 exons.
AUGGCGCCAAGACGCAAGCUAGACGAGUUCAAUGCCGCGGCCAGUCCGCAGACGGGGAUGUUGAACGAUUUUGAUAUGCUCUUCCACACGCCGGACGAGACGGAUCCUUCUCCCGUGCGCAAAUUCCCACGGCGAGAUAGUGCUCGAAAGGACUCGAUUGGAGGUUACCGUCCCUGGAGGACGCUGGGCACAAGAGCAGUACCCUCAUCAUUACCACUGGCAAAUAUGGUCACAGCCGUCCAGGAGCUUAUAGAUCCCGACUUCGACCCGGUGAUAGAAGCAUUGGAUGAUUCGCCACGCUUCCUGAAGCCGCUACCAUCCUGGAUCCCGGCAGAGGACAUAGAAUACCUGAGCUCGAAAGGCGCUCUCACGAUUCCGGAACCUCCAUUGCGGAAUGAGCUCUUGCGGGCCUACGUGCAAUGGGUAUACAACUUCAUGCCUCUGUUGGAUCUGCACGAAUUUCUGCGAAGCAUCGCUGAGAAUGAUCCGGACGCAAACAUCAGCCUUCUCUUGUUCCAAGCGGUCAUGUUUGCAGGAACGGCAUUUGUCGAUCUCGAGCAUCUGCAGGCGGCUGGCUUUGCUACGAGGAGGGAAGCUCGCAAAGCUUUCUUUAUGCGUGCGAGACUUCUCUAUUCAUUCGAUUACGAGGAUGAUCGAAUCGCGAUUCUGCAGGCGAUUCUGCUGAUGACGUAUUGGCACGAGGUCGACGGCAGUCCGCAGAAGGAUAUAUGGCAUUGGGUGGGAGUGUGCAACACUCAGGCUCAGUCGAUCGGCUUACAUCGAGAUCCUACAGGAUCGGACAUGAGUCCUGCUACCAAACGGUUAAGAAUCCGCCUCUGGUGGUCUCUGUACUCCCGUGAUCGGCUCAUUGCCCUGGCUCUGAGACGUCCCACACAGAUCAACGAAGGAGCCUGCGAUGUACCCCUUCCACGCCUCAGCGAUUUCGAUAUCAGACCGUUUCAUCCUGCUGUUUUCCAGAUGCUCCGAUAUCAACAGUUAGACGAUGUCUCAUAUCAACGACGCCUCGCAACCAUGUUUAUCGAGAAGGUUAAACUGUGUCAGUACCUGGGACGGGUGCUCUUUGCGCAGUACUCCCCGUCGAACCAUAAUUUCGGAGCUACCAACAAGACUACCAUUACGCUUGUUCCCAGGGAGGCGUCGGAGGCAGAGCUUGAUCGCUGCAGUCAGAAGCUCGACGCCUGGGUCAGCGGUCUACCAAAGGACGCUCAGUUUAUCCCACCCAAGAGCCAACAUCUCAGCGAAGGCGAAAAGGUUCUGCUUCUUCAUUCUGCCAUGCUCCGGAUGAUAUAUCACGCAACCUGUAGCGCCCUCCAUCGACCACAGGCUUUAAUAUUCGGCAGAAAGGCACACUCGACAUCCAAAAAGGCAAAGUGGUCGAUAACUGCCCGUCAGAAGAUGCAGGAUGCGGCCGCGGGGACGACGGAGAUCGCCCAUGGCCUGAAUCGCCUGGGCUUGACCAAAUUCCUUCCCGCUUCCGGGCUGACGGUUGUGUUGCCAGCAGCCGUCGUUCAUCUAACCAACCUGACAUCUUCCAACCCUGUCGUGCGGGACGAGAGCACCUGGAAUUUCCACCGGUGUGUCGAGGUGCUGAACAAGCUGAAAGAUAUCUACCCGGCUGCGGACCACGAAACUGCCUACCUGGAGGAAGCGGUCAGGUGGCAAUUGAAGCGUUCGCCGAAUUCCGUCCUGAUCAUGCAGAAUGCCACGUUCAGCGUUGUUGGCGGGGAUCGGACGCAGCCUGAUAACGGUGCACGAUCAUUGACAGAUCGUGCAGUCAACGACUGGACAACUUCCGCGCAAACCAAAGAAUCAACACCAGCCAGAACUAACAUGAGAAAUAAUAACCAAUUCCAAGGAAGCAUUAUCGAGCUUGACGAAGAAGAUCGUGACAGGAAUACUACUCUCCACUCCACGGAUUUUCGAGAUCAAAAUGCAGGUAGAUUCAACAACACCACCAUGAUGACCUUCACCAACAACAAUACAUGUAGUAUCAGCGACCACUCCUCCUCCUCAUAUCAGCUCCACAACAUACAAAUUCAAUCAAACAACGACAGCACUCCAACAAAUACCUUCCCCGACAGGAAUAGUCCCAAGGAACAACCAGAAGAAUGGGACUGGAAUGUCGACGUCUUGAAUGACUGGUUAGUAUCCUCCGAUGAAGAUGGAGAUGGAGAUGGAGAUGGAGAAGGGGAGAACGAAAACGAAGGUCAAAGCCAAAGCAAGCACGAACGACAGACGCAGAUAGAGAACAAGGAUGCCGACCACACUACAAAGAACAUGCGACAUGAUGCAGAGAACCUGUCGAAAGAAAAAGCAGAAGCAGAAGCAGAUAUUGUAUCUUCUUCUUCUUCUUCUUCUCCGCCGCUGCUGCUUCACACGGAGCAGGAGGACCAGCACCAGCACCAGGACCAGCAACAACAGCUCUUAGUAUCGCCAUCCUUAUUAUUUCCCCCUUCUGUUAUCAGCAGCGAUAACAGCAGCAGCAGCAGCAGAGACUCGAUGAUGAUUACUGGCGACUUGGAACGCGAUCUAGGGUUUGCUUGA